CGUAUACCCCCGCGACGAGCAAAUGUGGGGAAGGUGGGGAAUUUCGGCGCGGGAAGAAGAGCGGCGUCGAAGAGAAGAAUCGUGCACUUCCUGAGCCGUGGAGAGUCCACCGCAAGGUCCUGCGCCGGUGUAAUUGAGGUCCUGCGAAGCUACUCCCUACGAAGCAGUCCCCCGUGGUGGGGGACGCCCUAUGUAAGCCCUCGAACCGACCAGGUCCAGGCCAUCCAGCAUCAGAACAUCGUGCGCAAAGAUUCGGACACCGCGGAGAGGUUCGCCAACGAUCCCUCGACCCCUUCGUCGCGAGUUCAAACCUCGACCACCUCGGGGGUGUUCUGUUUCCGCGAUUCUCCUUGGAUCUCCCUGCGACCCGACCAGGAGAUUCGUACCAUGAGGUUCGUUUUGAUAUUCUUGGCCCUCUUGGCGCUCUGCGACGCCUCUAGGAGAACGGUCACCGCGGCGCGUCGUCGGACGUACCUCGAACACCCUCGACAGCAGCGUCAAGAUUUAGAAAACGUGUGGGAUCUCGUGGAGUUGCAAAAACUGGACAACAAGAACCCUUCCAAUCCGUCUGCGAACGCGACGGAGUUGCAAGACUCGGAGGUUUCAAACACGAGGCAACUCUACCCGACUCUUCCCAAUCCCGGAGAUACGAACGAGUUACCAGGACCUAUAACCGCCGAACCGAUACCGGUGGCAACACCGCCGCCUGGCUGUCUCGCUCCCCGGGGACAGUUCCCAAGUCCGAAGAGUUGUUCCAAUUAUUUGAAUUGCUGGGACGACACGGUUGUCGAACAAUCUUGCCCCGACGGAUUACUCUUCAACGAUGUCACCCUGGUUUGUGAUUACGAUUACAACGUGAACUGCGGCGAUCGGCCCAAGCCCACGCCGAGACCAUCUCUGUCUAGCGGAGCGAAACUCUGUCCGGAACCGAAUGGCCGUUACAGAAGUGCGACGAACUGCUCGGAAUUCUACGUGUGCGUUUACAGAAAGCCGAUUAAAUUCGCUUGCUCCGGGAACUCGGUCUACAAUGACGUAUUGGGCGUCUGUGAUUACCCGUACAACGUGGAUUGCAAAGGCGCGGUAACUCCCUCACUUCCGCCUAAACAGACCACGCCGCAAAGCCAGUCGCCAUCACAACCAGCUACUUCACCGCCAGCUGCUUCACCGCCAGCUGCUUCACCGCCAUCGACUUGGCCGCCACCGCCAUCCUAUGGACCAUCGCAACCAUCGCCACUUCCUGCACAACCACCGUCCUACGGACCGUCGCAAUUACCAUCUUACGGGCCACCUCAACCACCUCAACCACCUCAACCACCUCAACCACCUCAACCACCUCAACCAUCUCAACCAUCUCAACCGCCACAGCCACCUCAGUCAUCGCCUUACGGGCUGUCACAAUUUGCUAACUGGCACCAACGACCUGUAGCCGCGCAGCUGCAAAUCGAAAAAGACCAACAACAACAGCAGCAGCAGCCUGAGCAAUUUGAAAAUCCGUGGAACAUCGUGCAAAAUGUCCCCCCUAGUCUCAGCACUGUGCCGUGCAACGACGGUGACGUGCACAGGUUGAACGAUUUUUGCACAAACGUGGUAGUUUGCAGGAACGCGCGGCCGCAGCUGUUGCGAUGUUCGUUGGGGUACUCGUACGACAGGGUGUCAGACUCUUGUAAACCAAUUUCUAUCGCCAAAUGCUAAUCAAACCUACGCUUUUGUAUUAAAUAUAUGGACUACUCAAACUAAAUAAAGCAUUGAUCUUUCUUAAAACCUGGAUUCUCUACCGUUACUUAUCCGACACCCUU
Frieseomelitta varia is the source of this 1796-nucleotide messenger RNA. RefSeq names its product actin cytoskeleton-regulatory complex protein PAN1-like. The transcript has 5 exons. The record is from RefSeq and is a predicted model, not a curated record. Lineage: Eukaryota; Metazoa; Arthropoda; Insecta; Hymenoptera; Apidae. Gene Ontology annotation, molecular function: chitin binding. Gene Ontology annotation, cellular component: extracellular region. The coding region runs from base 388 to 1692 and encodes 434 amino acids.